CAGGCGGGAGCAGCGGGAGGAGGAGCUGCGGCUGUGGCCACCGGGGUAGGUCCGUUGCACCGCUGGAAGCUGCCGACGGCGCGAGCUGGUCCCCGCGUGGAAGAGGCACGGGUGACCCGGGAGACAUGGAGCCUAGUGACGCGGCGCUCCCGGGUCCGGGGAGAGCUUUUCGGGGGCUGUCGCCGCGGCUGCUGCUGCUGCCACUGUUGCCCGUGCUGCUGGGUCGGGGGCUGCGGGCUGGGGCCGCGGCCUCCUCUGGGGCGGCGGCUGAGGACAGCAGCGCCAUGGAGGAGCUUGCCACCGAGAAGGAGGCGGAGGAGAGCCACCGGCAGGACAGCGUGAGCCUGCUCACCUUCAUCCUGCUGCUCACCCUCACCAUCCUCACCAUCUGGCUUUUCAAGCACCGCCGGGUGCGUUUCCUUCAUGAGACCGGGCUGGCCAUGAUUUAUGGGCUCAUCGUUGGAGUGAUCCUGAGAUAUGGCACCCCUGCUACCAGUGGUCAUGACAAGUCACUCAGCUGUACUCAGGAAGACAGAGCCUUUAGCACUUUAUUAGUGAAUGUCAGUGGGAAGUUCUUUGAAUAUACUCUGAAAGGAGAAAUCAGCCCUGGCAAGAUCAACAAUGUGGAGCAGAAUGACAUGCUUAGGAAGGUAACAUUUGAUCCAGAGGUAUUUUUCAACAUUCUGCUGCCUCCAAUUAUUUUCCAUGCUGGAUACAGCUUAAAGAAGAGACACUUUUUCAGAAAUCUUGGGUCGAUUCUGGCCUAUGCUUUCUUGGGGACUGCUGUUUCUUGCUUCAUUAUUGGAAAUCUUAUGUAUGGAGUGGUAAAACUCAUGAAGAUUGUGGGCCAGCUCUCUGAUAAAUUUUACUACACAGAUUGUCUCUUUUUUGGAGCAAUUAUUUCUGCCACUGACCCAGUGACUGUGCUGGCAAUCUUUAACGAACUACAUGCAGAUGUGGAUCUUUAUGCUCUUCUGUUUGGAGAGAGUGUCCUGAAUGAUGCAGUUGCCAUUGUACUAUCCUCGUCUAUUGUUGCCUAUCAACCAGCAGGACUAAACACUCACGCGUUUGAUGCUGCUGCCUUUUUUAAGUCAGUUGGCAUUUUCUUAGGUAUAUUUAGUGGCUCUUUUACCAUGGGAGCUGUAACUGGUGUUGUUACUGCUCUAGUGACCAAAUUUACUAAGCUGCACUGCUUUCCCCUGCUGGAGACAGCGCUUUUUUUCCUGAUGUCCUGGAGUACCUUUCUGCUGGCUGAAGCCUGUGGGUUUACAGGUGUUGUAGCUGUCCUUUUCUGUGGGAUUACACAAGCUCAUUACACAUAUAACAACCUGUCAGUAGAAUCUCGAAGUCGAAGCAAGCAGCUUUUUGAGGUAUUACACUUCCUGGCAGAGAACUUCAUCUUCUCCUACAUGGGCCUGGCACUGUUCACCUUCCAGAAACACGUUUUCAGCCCCAUAUUCAUCAUUGGUGCUUUUGUUGCCAUCUUCCUGGGAAGAGCUGCACAUAUCUACCCACUCUCCUUCUUCCUCAACUUGGGCAGAAGGCAUAAGAUUGGCUGGAAUUUUCAACACAUGAUGAUGUUUUCAGGCCUGAGAGGAGCGAUGGCAUUUGCACUGGCCAUCCGUGACACGGCAUCCUAUGCCCGCCAGAUGAUGUUCACAACCACGCUGCUCAUUGUCUUCUUCACUGUGUGGGUCAUUGGUGGAGGCACAACACCCAUGUUGUCAUGGCUCAAUAUAAGAGUUGGUGUUGACCCAGAUCAAGACCCACCACCUAACAAUGACAGCUUUCAAGUCUUACAAGGGGAUGGCAUGGAAUCUGUUGGAGGAAGCCGGACAAAGCAGGAAAGUGCAUGGAUAUUCAGGCUGUGGUACAGCUUUGAUCAUAAUUACUUGAAGCCCAUUCUCACCCACAGUGGUCCCCCACUAACCACCACUCUCCCUGCCUGGUGUGGCUUGCUAGCUCGAUGUCUGACCAGUCCUCAGGUGUAUGAUAAUCAAGAGCCACUGAGAGAAGAUGACUCUGAUUUCAUCCUAACGGAAGGUGACCUCACCUUGACCUAUGGAGAUAGCACCGUGACAGCAAAUGGUUCCUCAAGCUCCUACACAGCCUCCACAAGUCUCGAGUGUGGUCGGAGAACAAAAAGCAGCUCUGAGGAAGUGCUUGAGCGAGACCUGGGAAUGGGAGACCAGAAGGUUUCCAGCCGGGGAACCCCCCUCGUGUUUCCACUGCAGGAAAAUGCAUGACUUACCUGUAAAUCCUGAGGGAUCAGGGAGGCUCUUAUAAGGGUGAGGAUGGCCAAAUACCCCAGUGUGUAUGAUGUGUUGUAUUGAUCAUGUUAAAACUAUUGCUUCUGUUUCAAUGGGGCCUGAAACUAUCUUACCACUCAAAACUUAACCCAAGACUCAGAUGGUAAAGCUGAAGUGUCUCUAAAUUAAACACAAAUGCAGACCUAUUCCCACUUUUUCAUAUAGUAGUACACUGUUUCAGAGUUAAACAAAACAACAGCAUGCUUUUAAUGGUCUCUCACUUCAUCCUCCUGUAGUAUCUGAGCAUGGUGGGGCAGAUACGGGGUUUCAUUGCUAUGUUAUAGUGCCAAUCUAGCUGGCUCAAGAAACAUCAAAUUGGGAGGACAAGUUACAUAAAUGACAGUGAAGAAAAGAAACUAAGAUCAGAAUUCCAAUGGUGCCAGAUGCUGGUGUUGCACCAGAUGCUGGAACCUCUGGCUCUGAAGACUUACACAGCUACAUCUUCCUGUCACCGUCUCACCUGUUCUACUUGUGUUGCCCCUAGACUGAGGAUUAGGAAGCAUGCCCAUAGGCUGGGACCUUAGGUCAGUGGGAGAGUACUAGCCUACAGCUCACCAGACCCUGGGUUCCAUCCCCAGGACUGAAAAAAUUGUGUGUGUGCACAGGGGUUUUCCAAGAGCAUUUUAAUAUGGGAGGUGGGGGAAGUCUAGUUCCUUCUCUGAGAAUCUCUAUAAAAGAGUUACUGAAAUGUUCAAAAAAAAAAUCAAAGGCAAAUCAUGUUCUGUUCAGUUUUAAUUAAACUGAGGGCACAAGGUUCUGGGAAAUUGCUGAUGAUACCAUAGCAGUACUCACUUGACUUUUGAGGCUACCGUGUGAGCCCACUGCCUAGAAGGUAGCAUACGGACUAAGGUGUGUCCAGCACGGGGUUUAAAAUAGCAUGGGUAUUGCUGUUAUCUGGGGAAGAGAAGUCAGCAAGAAACAGAAGUGGCCAUAGACUAUAGUUUGAGGAAAGAGAUUUUAAUGUGAAAAGAAUAACCUGCAAAGAAAAGAAAAGAUGGAAGUCUUUAUUUUAUUUUACAUGCAUUUUGCUUUAAAACAUCCAAAAAUAAUUCCAAAAUCACACUACAUAAAACAUAGAACUUGCUUUGUUAUAAAUUAUAAAAAUACGUGUGUUCAAGUAACUGCUGAGUUUCCAAUGCCAACUAUCUUUAGGACAAAAACUUCAAUACUUAUAAUAAUUACUUUCACAUUGGUACUAUUUUCAACACCUAGAUGAUGAAAAUCAUUCUUAUGCUUUGUUUCAACAUAAACUUUUGUUACUGAAAAUACAUAGCCCAAAGCCUUUUAAAUGAGCUAGUAUUUCUGCUCUUCCAGGAUAGACAGUAAAGUCCAAAAAUGAAGCAAGCAAACAAACAACCCCCAAAUCGGACUUUUAAAACUAUUAGGUAAUUGGCCUUUUAACCACACCUUCUUUUGUGAAAUUUGAUAACUCCAGGAAUCAAAGAUGAGUCAUCUCCUUGUAUAUGAGUUGGUGUUGGUCAAGGAGCAUCCACUGUAGCAACCUUCCUGUGGUUGCCAUGUUCCACUUCUGAGUUCUGAACCUUUUUUUUCCAGGCUGACUUUGUUUACUUUCUACAGGAAUUAUGUUGGAUAGAUUCAGCUAUGCUCCAAUAGAUAGGAUCAUAUCUGCCUAAAGUCUGAAGUAGAAGGUGAAGCAGGAUGAGGCUUAGUCAGAUUCAUCCUGCAGACUGGAGAACUUCUGGAUACACUUUGCUGUGAACAAUGAACUGCCCUAAGAGUUUCCAAAUCAAAGCUUCUCCAGAAAGCGCUAGUGUCAAAGACAGUACUAUUUUUAAAAUGUUGUUUAACCAACUGGCUUUUUCUUCAAUCCCAGAUGAAACUCUGCUUCUGCAAGGCUUCUCUGUCUAAAAGUUCUUUUCAUGGUGGUGAAGUAGUAGCAGCAUCGCAAGCAGCAGUGAGCAGCUGCUGGAAACGCUGCUCUUUUGGCCAUUUCUUUCCAUUGCUGAAUCUCUCCAGCUUCCUGAGUUCCUUGAAUGUUCAUAGUCUUGUCAUGAAAAUACAGCUUCAUCAUUCAAAUCUUCUCAGCAUACAUUGUGUGGCUUGGUUAUCAAGUUUUCUGUGACUUCAAUAUUCUCCACCAUUUCCUAGUGUGCUUUAAAGCUGUUCUCUCAAGAUUUUAUGGGAAAGGCCCCACAUGCUCAGUCUGUUCAUCUCCCUAGUAUGGUCUACUCUCAGGUAAUUUCCUGUAUCAAUCAUCUGCUGUUUCUCUGUGCUUCCUUUUGAGGGCAAGAAAUUCAGCAUUUUCCAUUAAAAUUUGUUGCUGAUGAUAUUCAUAAUCAUUCAGAUGAAUAGUUUCCUCUUUGUACCACACUUCUGUUUUGCCCAUUCUCUAGGAGCCUAUUACAUCAGUUCUCAAAGAAUUCAUAAUGGCUGUGGUUGAUUUUCAUUCUUCUCAUUCCUAAUAAGUUGAUGAGGACAGGCCUUUGUCAUGCUCUUCUUCUCUAUAUAGUUGUACUGAGUAGCUUAGUCUGCAACAUGACUUAGUAAAUUCUUUACAUCAUCUUUCUCCUAUUUCAGUAGAUUCUUGUUCCUUCAUCAUAAACCCCUUUCUCCUGAAGUCUAGCACUUCCCUCCGGAGGAUUCUAGUUGCUUCCUGAGUUGCUUAGCAGGUCUGCAGAUAACCCACAGUACCUCCUAGCUUCAGAUUCUGUGUUUCCACAUUUUUCCAUGCUACAAGGUUUCUCCUAUGAGGGACAAAUAGCUCACCCAGAGAUUCUAAAACAGAAACUACACUUUAUUCUUUCUUUGUUCUUUUACUCUUGUAUUCUCCAUGUAAUUAAUGGAAACUAAAAGUAAUCAACUCUUGAUCAAGAUAUGGAUGGGUCAAUAUUUGCUUCUGUGUAUACUAAGUGAGAAAGGAAUUUGUCAUUGAGAAUAAGCUUGCUUGAGACAUCUUAAUUUCCAAUGUAUACUAAGAGAUAUUUUUGCUUUCUGCCAUCAGAUCUGGAGCUAUCCCAUUCAUCCAGUCUCCAUCAUUGGGGUAUCUGAUGAGCCCAUUAUAGCAAUGAAACUCUUAGAACAGCUGCUGUGAUACAGACAUCUCCAUCAAGGUCCCAGAGCUUCUGAGUCAGUACCACCUUCUGCAGUUUUAUAAGCAGCACAGACACCAAAGGAAACAGUACACACUGGAACUGCCUGCUCCUCUAGCACUGUGGACUUCUAUUCUGCCUGAUGAGGCCAACUGUGCUCCAUAGAUGUGUUAAGACCUGUAUAGAACUUCAGACAUUGAACUGAUGCAUACAUGCAAUAUUAGUUGCUACAUGAGGAAAAGGGAUCAAGUAAUGGAACAUAACCUGGUAGAAAAUUCUGUCUUCUAAAAGUUUAGAAAUUUGUGUCUUAGUGCUGAGUGCCAUGCAAAGAGAGGUCAUUUUCUUGGUACAGAGGCUACUGCACCAGCUUGAUAUUGACAUGGUUUGAAAUGUAGCAUUCUGGUUUAAAUUUCUUGCUGGAUGAGCUAUUAUACAUUAUCUACUCUUAAAGUAGAUAAAGUAUUGAGAGAAAUCUUGGAAAGAGUUUCUUCCCAUGUCUUACAGUGCUAGCAAUUUUGGUAACCCAGUUUCUAAAAGAUGCUUUUAUAACAUGGUGUGGGUUUCCUUGUUGCAUACAGAAAAGAAUAGUGCCCCCACAAGCACUAGGACAUCACUAGUGACAUUUUCUAUUUAACCUUCUUAGCAGCCUAGUCUUAGCAUAAUCCUGUUGUGUUUCUCUUAAAGGGUCUUUUAAUCUUCAUUACAUUGACAUAGUAAAAUAUGAAAGUAUUGGUAUUUGCCAAGACAAAAAGAAAACUAGGAUUUUGAUUAUUUGAGUCUUUGUUCAGUGAAUGAAAGGGAAUUAUUUUGAUACAUGGUCCUGAUCCUUGCUUACAAAAUGUGGAGACUCACUCUGACUUCCCAGGAGUCCUGUAAGGUGAAGCUACUUGUAGAAGAGGUUCUACACUGAAGUGUUGUCCCUAUAUUGCAUGAAGAAAACUCAGAUGCCACAAAGCCUAGAAACUGCCUACUUUGAAGCCAGUUGUCUGGAACCAGACUGGGAUUGCUGAGUAAUGGUCAGGUUUAUCUGAGAAAGUCAUCCAAGUUGCCCUUCUGAGUUGAGGAAGAUGACAGCUAAUGGGAUGCAGAAGGGCUGAGAGCCUUUUGGGUAAAGUUUAUAAAGAAUCCUGUUUGAAAAGGAAGCUUAGUUGAAUGAAUGAACUACUAAGUGAUUGUUUAUUUUGUAAUUGUUAGUGACAAAAACAAACAAACAAACUGAUUUCUAAUGCAGACUAGGCCACUGUAGAACUUUUGUGCUCAUUUUUCAGAAUUCAAGGUUGUCUUCCAUAUGAAAAUAGACUUGAAGGAGAGCGGAGGGUGAUUAAUAUAUUCACAUAGAGGACUUUCAAAUUUGUCCUCUUCAUUCCAACUUGGGGGUAGGUAAGGGGUAGGAAAGAAAUUAGUUUUUGACUAAUCAAGCUUCUGAGUAGUCAGACACAAAGGAUGCUGGGAAACUGUCAUUUCAAUUCAAUAUGGAAUUAAAUUAGUAGUCCAUUUAUGUGGUCAAACUUUGUCUUAUCAGUUCCCAUGUCUUAUUCCAUAGAAUAAGAGUAGCCCCAUUUACUGCUAGCAGCAUGGGCGGGGGUGUCACUAUCAUCACAUACCGGCAGUGGUAUAGUUUUGACAGAAAGAACAUAAAAAUCCACUCAUUCCUUUUCAUAAUCCUUCUGUGGGAACUACCUGGGAAUCUUAAGCUUUCCUAGAGAAGAAGGAAAUCCCAGUAUGACACCCCGUCUUUAAUCCAUAGAGGAGUAGCAUAGGAAUGAGUGUACUUAUGUCAAACCAUAAAAUCAUUCUUUUAUUAAAAACAAGACCUAAAAACAAAAUUUUUCCCACUUCCAGUUUUCAUAGACACUUAUUAAAUUAGAAGAUACGUCUUAUCACCAAUUGCUGACAAAUCGUGAAGAGCAAGAUCAAUUUUUUUAAUGUUCAUUUUAUUCUCCUAAGCAGGGUAUACUAUAACUAUGGCCCAUUUGGAGCAUAUGGGCAGCCAUAUUUUGUCUACCCAAGCAUUGGGGAGCAUUACCAGGAAGGUCUGUCUGCUGUGCUGUUUUUUGAGAAGGCCUGAAGUAGAGAUGAGAGUACACAGCACAGGACAUCAUCUUCUCACAUCACCAUUAGAGGGACACAAGAGAAUAUUUAAAUGUCCCCAGUCUACCUUCAACUCUUGGCCAGUGAAAAUUUGUCUGGAUCUGUAUACGCAAACAAAACAAAACAAAACAAAACAAAACAAAACAAAACAAAACAAAACAAAACAAAACACUCCUGAAACCAUAAAGGAAGCAGAGACUUGCAUGAAGCACUGAAGGUUUGUGGUUGAAAGCACUUUCAGAAACCAACUGUCCUGGUAUUCAUGGGUAACUACCUGCACGGGUGUCUGGGGUCUGACUGUGAUGAUUCUAUUUGCAGGCCUUGAAGGAACAGGGGAUGCUUUUCUGUUUCCUGGGUAGUCAAUCUGUGGAUGUAUAAGUUAAAUAUAAGCACUCAUUUAAAGUGUAACUUCACAGUAAGACUGUUGCCUCCUAGGUUUUCUUUACUUUUUAACCUAAAUCCACCUAAUCCUCCUUUUUGGGGGGCAUGUUUUAUUAUGCCCACUAAAAUAAUUAAAUGAGAAGACUAUAAAGAAUCAUUGACUAUUUGGAAAGAAAUUGCCUAGAGUAGAAUAGGGAGAAUUUAACAUGCAAUGAUGGGACUUUGGGGGGGAACUUUUUAUAUAGAGCUGACAUAGAGUAUUUGGGGAGAAUUUUAUAGAAGAUAACAAAGAGUGUUUUAACUGUGAAAAUUAAAGCUGUGGACUUAUCUGCAACUUUUAUGUGCAAUAGGGAAACUGCAGCAAGAUCCUUGCUGUGCUCACUGCCCCUCACCGUUUACUCUUGCCUUCCUAGAGCUGUUUAGAUUGUAAAGCUAGCCUCCUGUCUCCUGUCCUUUACUGAUACUUAACAUGGUUUUCUCUAAGCUUUUUUUUUUUUUUUACAAAAUUCAAAAUAAAAAGAUUA
This is a messenger RNA of Mus pahari (shrew mouse), 8355 nucleotides long. RefSeq names its product solute carrier family 9 member A7 (gene Slc9a7). Lineage: Eukaryota; Metazoa; Chordata; Mammalia; Rodentia; Muridae. Gene Ontology annotation, biological process: proton transmembrane transport; regulation of pH; sodium ion transport. Gene Ontology annotation, molecular function: sodium:proton antiporter activity. The record is from RefSeq and is a predicted model, not a curated record. The transcript is spliced from 16 exons. The coding region runs from base 126 to 2246 and encodes 706 amino acids. Gene Ontology annotation, cellular component: membrane; recycling endosome.